Molecule: messenger RNA, 2849 nt
Organism: Carassius auratus (goldfish)
Lineage: Eukaryota; Metazoa; Chordata; Actinopteri; Cypriniformes; Cyprinidae
Product: atlastin-2-like
Exons: 13
Coding region: 91-1875 (594 amino acids)
Molecular function (GO): GTP binding; GTPase activity
Source: RefSeq, a predicted model, not a curated record
CUGAACUAGUGCAGUAAGUUAACGCACAGUGCAGUCCGAGGGAAACUGGGGCCGCGCGACGUCACGCUGCGAAGUUUGAGCAGAUCCAAGAUGGCGGAAGACGGCGGACCGAGGAAUCGGCGUUUCUCAGCGUCGAAGCAGAAAUGCCACAACUUUGCUGAAGAGAUGAGCGGUGUGGAAGAUGUUCCACUGUGCCGCCCCGUCGAGGGGAUGAGCUCACUGGACACUAAUGGAGUCACACCGUGUGCUGUAGAGGAAGAGCUUGAGCAGGAGGACCACUCUGUUCCUGAGGGGGCUCGACCCAUCCAAAUUGUAAUCACCAACGAGGACGAUCAUAAGUUUGAGUUGGAUGCUGCCGCGUUGGAAAAGAUCCUGAUGCAGGAACAUGUCAAGGAUCUCAACGUGGUUGUGGUGUCUGUGGCUGGUGCCUUCCGCAAGGGAAAGUCCUUCCUGCUGGACUUCAUGCUGCGGUACAUGCAUAAGCAGACAUCUGAGUCAUGGACGGGAGGAGACGAUGAGCCACUGACUGGUUUCUCCUGGAGGGGAGGCUGUGAGAGAGAGACUACAGGCAUCCAGGCCUGGAGUGAGGUGUUUGUUGUGGAAAAGGAAGAUGGAACCAAGGUGGCGGUUCUGCUGGUGGACACUCAGGGAGCCUUUGACAGUCAGUCCACCAUCAAAGACUGUGCCACGGUUUUUGCUCUGAGCACCAUGACCAGCUCUGUGCAGGUUUACAAUCUCUCUCAGAAUAUCCAAGAAGAUGAUUUGCAGCAUCUCCAGCUUUUCACAGAAUAUGGUCGCCUUGCAUUGGAGGAAAUCUGUGAGAAACCAUUUCAGAAACUAUUGUUUCUGAUCAGAGACUGGUGUUACCCCUACGAGCAUGGGUAUGGGCUUAAAGGAGGGAAUUGCUUCUUGAACCGGAGACUACAGGUGAAGCAGAAUCAACAUGAAGAGCUGCAGAACGUUAGGAAACACAUUCACAGCUGUUUCUCCAGCAUUGGCUGCUUUCUGCUGCCACAUCCAGGUCUGAAGGUGGCCACCAACCCUCACUUUGAUGGCAGACUGAGAGACAUUGAUGGUGAAUUCAAGAAGGAGCUGCAGAGUCUAGUGCCUUUACUCCUGGCACCAGAGAACCUGGUAGAGAAAGAGAUCGGCGGAGCUAAAGUCACGUGCAGAGACCUGCUGGAGUACUUCAAGGCGUAUAUUAAAAUCUUUCAAGGGGAGGAGCUUCCACAUCCUAAAUCCAUGUUGCAGGCAACUGCUGAAGCAAACAACCUGACAGCUGUCGCUGGAGCGAAAGACACUUAUAACAGAGCCAUGGAGCAGGUAUGUGGAGGUGACAAGCCAUACAUCGCCCCUUUGGACCUUCAGUGCUAUCACGAAGAGUUUAAGAAAACCUCCGUUAAACAGUUUAGCGUGGUGAAGAAAAUGGGCGGCGUGGAGUUCUGUCAGCGCUACCAGCAGCAGUUGGAGACGGAGCUGGAUGAAGUGUACACAAAUUUUGUGAAACACAAUGAAAGCAAGAACAUUUUCUACGCAGCGAGAACUCCAGCCAUCCUGUUUGCCAUCAUGUUUGUGACCUAUAUGGUCUCCACAGUAACAGGUUUCCUUGGGCUAUCGGUAAUCGCGGCUCUGGCCAAUCUGGUGAUGGGGGUGUCGCUGCUAUCGUUGUGUGCCUGGGCGUAUGUCAGAUACUCAGGAGAGUAUCGAGAAGUGGCUGUGGCAAUAGACCUCAUCACAGAGGCCCUGUGGGAACAGGUGCUGAAGCCACUUACUGAGCAGUACAUGGAAGAAAAUGUCAGACAGACUGUUGUGAACUCUAUAAGAGCCACGCUCACAGAUCAGGUGACACAAGCCACAAAGUUGAAGACCAACUGACAGUUUGCUGUGCCUUAUCUGCCCCGUGUUUCAAAAAUCACUGCUUCUGUUGUGUAGUUUUUGUGAUGUACGGUCAUGUAGGUUCUAACCAAAGUUUACAGCAUUAUUUUCCCUGACCAAGACUUUUUAAAAUAAAGGUGAUUCACGAUGCCAUAGAGGAACCUUUUUGUCUAAAUGGAUCCAUAAAGAUCCUUUCUGUUCCACAAAAGGUUCUUUGUGGCGAAAGAAGGUUCUUCAGAUUAUAAAAAGGUAAGAAAGAGAUGGUUCUUUAAAGAACCUUUGACUAAAUGGUUCUUUGUGGAACCAAAAAUGGUUCUUCUAUGGCAUCGCUCUGAAGAACCUUUACUUGUAAGAGUGAAUGUAUACCCCAACAUGCUGACUGACACUGUAACAGCAACGGACAGCAGUACAGAUGCUUCAGGAUUAAUCAUCAGGUAUACAUGCAGCUUUGAGGGAUUCUUCAGGGAAGCACUACAGAUGUUUUACAAUCUGAAAGUUUUGAACAGUUUUGAGAUCUUUAAUCCCUUAUGUGCUUAACGGUUGAAUUACUGCUCUCAGUGGAUGAUCCGUAGCAUUUGCCAUUUUGCCUUCUAGCACACAGCUUUACUUUUGUGAAAACUCAUUUUUGCUGGAUUUCUUGAGGCAUUUUUAGCCUUUAAGGAAUGCUGAAGUUGUAAAUCCAUCCAUGACACCCCUCUAUCGGGCCUCUUUCUGUACAGUGUUGUUUUAGACCGUAUCAUAGUUUCCUGCAUGUAAAUGAGUGUACAAAUAUCAGCUGUAGAUCACGAGGAUUUAAUUUACAAUAUUUUGAGACGAGUAUGAAUGUGAUGCUGUAAUUGCUUUUGUUGUCCCACAGAGCACCUUUCAUUGUGCAGUCUUCUGACACAUGGGAGUGCUCAUGAGAAGACUUUUAAGUCUUUUAAGGUUAUGCAUGUAAUUUAUUUUUUAAAUGAUUAAAAUAUUGAAAAACUUUG